GAAGAAUUUGAGGGAAAAAAAUCGCUUUUUCCGCCGGAACCGCCGCGCUCGGGAGAGGAGCGAAGGAGCCGCGGACUGGGGCAGAACCGCGAGGAUUUGGGAAAAGAUUCCCGAGCAAAAAUUGUAAAUUUUGAGCUCCGCGGGCCGGUUCUGUUUUCAGAAUUCCGCAUUUUGGUUCCAUUUUCCGCCUCGCUCUUUCCGCUUCUCCCGCAGUGAAAGAGCGGCUGAAUAAAGAAAUGAAGAAAUGAAAAUAGAAAUAGGAACACACCAAGCAGGAAUUUUCUCGUGCACGAAUCCCAACCCCAAAAAUCACCGGAAUAUUCCAAGGCGAGGUGAAAAUUCCCGGUUUUUCCCUCCCUUCCCACGCCGGGAGCUCCCGCUCGCCUCCCUCUGCUCCCGAUUCAUUUUUGUUUAAACCCAAAAAGAACCGGGAAAGCUCCGCUGGGGACCCCGGGAAUUCCCCCAAAUCCCGGCCGGGAUUUUUUGGGAUGAGCCCUUCAUCCCCCGCGCUCCGAAAUCCCGUUUCCCGCCGGUUUUUAGGGAAAAAAACCCCUAAAUUUGGGGAAUUCAAGGCCGGAAAGCGCACGCGGGCUCCGCUCGGAGAUUCCCCAAAUCCCCAAAAAUCCCCCCAAAUCCCAACCGCAGCCCCCGGGAGGCUGUGGCGUUAAUUAAGGAGCCGCUAAUGAGCAGCGGCCUCGCUCCCGCCGGGAUCCUCGGGAAUUCCCGGGACGGGGGAGGGACCCCGGGAACGUCACCGGGGGCCGGGACGGGACCGGGGGGGGCCCGGGCCGCGCUCCCUUCUUAAUUCUCUUAAUUAUUUGAUUGCCUUAAUUCCGUUAAUUCCUGCUCUUUCCUAAUGAUCUGUUUCUUCUGCGCUGCUCUUUCGUGGGCUCCCGCCGGCACCAUGAGCACCGAGACGCUGGUCAAGGACGUCAAACCGGGGCUCAAGAACCUCAACCUCAUCUUCAUCGUGCUGGAGACGGGCCGGGUGACCAAGACGAAGGACGGCCACGAGGUGCGGACGUGCAAAGUGGCCGACAAGACCGGCAGCAUCAACAUCUCGGUGUGGGACGAUGUGGGGAACCUCAUCCAGCCCGGGGACAUCAUCCGGCUCACCAAGGGCUACGCCUCGGUCUUCAAGGGCUGCCUGACGCUCUACACCGGCCGCGGGGGGGACCUGCAGAAGAUCGGCGAGUUCUGCAUGGUCUACUCCGAGGUGCCCAACUUCAGCGAGCCCAACCCCGAGUACGUGGCGCAGCAGUCGCAGGGCAAAGGGGCCCAGAACGAGAGCGCGACCCCGGCAGCUCCCCAGCCCCCCCAGGGCCCCCCCGCCGCCCCCCCAGCCCCCGACAGCCAGAACGGGAACGGGCUGAGCCCGGGGGGCCCCGCGCACCCCCCCGCCGCCCCCCCGCACCCCCCGAGCGGCCGCAUCACCCGCAGCCAGCCCGGCCACCCCAACCCCGUCAGCAACGGCAAAGAGACGCGCAGGAGCAGCAAGAGAUAACGGGGACCCCCCCGCGGACCCCCCCCCCCCGGACCCUCCCCGGGACCACCGGCAGCUGGGGGCGGAGGGGGGGGUGGUCCCUGGUGCCCCAGCCCCGG
This is a messenger RNA of Corvus hawaiiensis (hawaiian crow), 1602 nucleotides long. RefSeq names its product nucleic acid binding protein 2 (gene NABP2). Gene Ontology annotation, cellular component: SOSS complex. NCBI's taxonomy places the organism in Eukaryota, Metazoa, Chordata, Aves, Passeriformes, Corvidae. The record is from RefSeq and is a predicted model, not a curated record. Gene Ontology annotation, biological process: response to ionizing radiation; mitotic cell cycle checkpoint signaling; double-strand break repair via homologous recombination. Gene Ontology annotation, molecular function: DNA binding.